AUGCGUCUUCUCAGUUCCUCGAGCGGGGAAAUGAAAUUCUUCCCUUCGCGUGCCGGUAUCCCUCCUUAUGCUAUACUCUCCCAUACCUGGGAAGAGGAAGAAGUGUCGUUUCAGGAUUGGCAAGGAGAGCGUGAGAAAGUUAAAAAGGUGAAGGGCUUCCGGAAAAUAGAAUAUUGCUGUCAACAGGCAGUCAAAGACGGGUUUGAUUGGGUCUGGGUCGAUACAUGCUGCAUAGAUAAAACUAGCAGCGCCGAGCUCUCCGAGUCUAUCAACUCCAUGUUCAGAUGGUAUAAAGAAGCAUCUGUCUGCUAUGCCUAUCUGGCAGACGUGAAGCGCAGCCCCCUAUCGACGAUCGAGAGUCAAAUCGCUGAGAGUCAUUGGUUUGAGCGCGGAUGGACGUUACAGGAGCUAAUUGCAUCCAAAAAUGUGAUCUUCUACUCUGAGGACUGGUGCCAAAUCGGGACAAAGUUACAGCUCUCGACUCUCAUAUCCAGUAUUACUGGUAUCGAGGAGACGUAUCUGGACAGCGCGAACAUCCAAAACGCUAGUAUAGCACAGCGUAUGUCCUGGGCGGCAAACAGGAAAACGACGCGUGAAGAGGACAUAGCAUACUGUCUUCUUGGUAUAUUCGAUGUGAACAUGCCCCUUCUAUACGGCGAAGGUGAACGUGCAUUCCUAAGAUUGCAGGAAGCGUUGGUAAAGGCUUAUCCGGAGGACCACACGCUAUUCGCUUGGGGAACCAUUGUUGAGCGGUUUUCUGGGUCCGUACUGACAGACGCCCAAAUACUGGGCUAUGAGCCUAUUGAGUACAAUCCCGAAGGCGAUGGAUCGCUCCUUGGGCUUCUAGCUAAAAGCCCAGCUGACUUCAAGAGUUCGGGAAAAUUUAUAUGUCAUUGGGAUUACCAAAUAUAUUUCCGUGCCUGGCAAUCGAUACGAAUGGUGCCAACCGUUGUUGGUUCCUCAAUUCAUGUGGAGCUACCCAUGUUUAAACGUCUCAAGUAUACUGAGCCGCAAGCAAGCCAUGAUUAUUGCUCCUUUAGUGAUGGGCUACCCGUGGGGCGGCUGCGGGAGACGACAUUCGCGAUACUAACAUGCGGGUAUUACGAGGAAAAAGGAUUCAUGGUAGUUGCAAUUCCUCUCAUUGUCUGUUCGGGCAGCUAUGGGCGCACGCAACAGAUUGUUAUCAACGAAUCUACUACGCUCAAAAGAUAUCCUAACCAUGUACUGCACAACGCUGGCUCCAAAAUAAUCGUCGAACGUCAGCCGUGUUAUCAACCGCAUACUAGAGAUAUAGUCGUGAGGAGAUUCGUAUCUUCCAUGACCUUGAAGACCUUAUAUAUCCCCGAGACCAUCGAGAAGCAGCAAUACAGUUCUAUCUUAAAGGAAGUACGUCCUACACGGGGCGCCAUCAUGGCUUUUCUAUUUCAGUAUGAUUUCGCCACGGGUUUGGUGAUAUGUAUAAGUCGUGUGGGAGAGCGCCAUAAUGGUACGGAUAAGCUACAUUUUGUCGUGCGGCACAUAGAUGCCACUGCUGCUAUAGAAGAUUCUAUUCGUAAAGGAGAACGACAUCAAGGAUAUGCAGAUCAAGAAAAUCCAGAAAGAAUGAAGCUGGUAUUUACAGAAUCGCAGUACAGCCACACAUAUGACGCUUUAAAUUAUGUAUGCAAUAAUUGGGAUAGAAUAGAGGGCGGGCAAACAAUGGGCUUUCCCCAACAGUUUCAAGUUGCAGGAAGCAGAUAUGGACCAAGCGUGCGUAUCGCCACGGAGCGGAUAUAUAUUGGGGGUGAUCCCGAGCAGCCCAUCGAUAUAGUUGACAUUAUAAUCCAGCCUGAGCUGAACCAACCACGUCUCGUUACGGACUGGGAGGGAAAAUUGGAAUAUGAGAAUAAGCGGGAGGAGGAUGGAUACACUUGGCGGGAUGAGACCGGAUGGCGUAAGACGCGAAGAGACGAGACGAGCUCGCAAGAACGACAUAAUCUCAGAUACGCCCGGACAAGAGGAGGUGGAAGGAGGCGAACGUAA
Messenger RNA from Daldinia vernicosa, 2022 nucleotides. RefSeq names its product HET-domain-containing protein. Lineage: Eukaryota; Fungi; Ascomycota; Sordariomycetes; Xylariales; Hypoxylaceae. Bases 1 to 2022 code for a protein of 673 amino acids. The record is from RefSeq and is a predicted model, not a curated record. The transcript has 3 exons.